Acomys russatus (golden spiny mouse) is the source of this 1420-nucleotide messenger RNA. RefSeq names its product solute carrier family 35 member E4 (gene Slc35e4). The record is from RefSeq and is a predicted model, not a curated record. Gene Ontology annotation, molecular function: antiporter activity. Gene Ontology annotation, cellular component: Golgi apparatus. The coding region runs from base 63 to 1133 and encodes 356 amino acids. The transcript is spliced from 2 exons. Lineage: Eukaryota; Metazoa; Chordata; Mammalia; Rodentia; Muridae.
GAGGACCUGGCCCAGAGAGUCCCUGGAAAGCCUUCCUCCUGCUCCAGCCCCCCCUGGUGCGGAUGUGCCGCUGCCCACUGGAGCGCCAUGAAGGCAGGAUGACCUCAGCCGAAGCAGUGGCUGUGGCUGGAAGUGCCCGGGAGCAUGGCCGCCCCAGGUGGCCUCCUGACAACCGUCUGGUCCUUGGGAAGCCUGCUACCGCCAGAGUGGUUGUGGCAGCACUGGUGUGGCUGUUGGCAGGAGCCAGCAUGUCAAGCCUCAACAAGUGGAUCUUCACAGUGCAUGGCUUUGGACGGCCCCUGCUGCUUUCAGCACUGCACAUGCUGGCAGCCGCCCUGGCAUGCCACUGGGGGGCCCAGAGACCCAUGCCCCGCACCAUCCAACGAAGAGUACUGCUGCUCAGCCUCACCUUUGGUACCUCCAUGGCCUGUGGAAAUGUGGGCCUGAGCACUGUACCCUUGGACCUAGCACAGCUGGCUACCACCACCACACCACUGUUCACACUGGCCUUGUCUGCGCUGCUCCUUGGCCGGAGACAUCAUCCUCUGCAGUUUGCUGCCAUGGGCCCCCUCUGCCUAGGGGCCGCCUGCAGCCUGGCUGGAGAGCUGCGGGCACCCCCAGCUGGCUGCGGCUUCUUGCUAGUGGCCACCUGUCUUCGAGGCUUCAAGUCCGUUCAACAGAGUGCUCUGCUGCAGGAAGCGAGGCUGGACGCCGUGACUCUGCUGUAUGCCACCUCUCUGCCCAGUCUCUGCCUGCUGGCGGGAGCAGCUCUGGUGCUGGAGGCUGGCUCGGCUCCGCCGCUGCCUCCCACUGACUCUCGCCUCUGGGCCUGUGUCCUGCUCAGCUGUUUUUUGUCGGUGGUCUACAACCUGGCCAGCUUCUCCUUGCUGGCACUCACAUCUGCUCUCACCGUCCACGUACUAGGCAACCUCACCGUUGUGGGCAACCUCAUCCUGUCGCGGCUCCUGUUCGGCAGUCACCUCAGCGCCCUCAGCUACUUCGGCAUUGCACUUACCCUUUCAGGAAUGUUUCUUUAUCACAACUGUGAGUUUGUGGCCUCCUGGGCUACCCGCCGGGGGUUGUGGAACCGGGACCAGCCUGGCAAAGGUCUUGAGAUUGAGGGGAGCUCAUGAGCAGUACCUGGAUAGCCCCAGCCUGGAUCUGAAUGGCCAUGAGGACCAUAGAGAGGCGCCAUGUCUGCCAGGCCAGGGAAAGGAGGUGCCUUCUGGAAGGGCUGCCUGGGAGGAGGCUAGGUCAGGGACCUCUGCCUGCCUCUGCCUGCCUCACCUGUCACAGCAAAGCCUGCCACUGGAUGGUGGGUCCAAGUCUGGCAUGCGUGCUUGUCAGAUGAGUCCAUUAUGACUAGUGUUAAAACUACUACAAUGAAGCUUGCUGGGCAAACUUAGAAAACCUCAGCGGG